AUGGACCUGAUGAGUGAUAUGCCCAUGGGCUCCAUGUCCAUGGCGAGCGGGGCUCCGAGCCUUCUCACGAUGCAAAAGAUGUACUGGGCUGUGGUGGGAAGUGCCAUCGGCCUAGCCACCAUCGUGAAUCUACUGAAUUGGAUUCUGGCACGACAUCGAUUACGGGACACGUCUCUCACUCCUGCGAAACCCAAGUCCCUUUUCUUCGGCAUCUACGCGACCAUCACUGCCAUCGUUCGCGAAGUGGGCCACGCCACCCUUCACCCUCUGACGGUUGGCAGUCACACCAUCCACUUUCCGCCCCUUGGCCCCGUCCUGAUCAUGCUGGCCAAUCUCAUCACCAUUCUCGUGCUCUGCUUCUACAAGCUAGACACGCUCGAUGUCUGGCAGUGGGAGAACAUCGGCUACAGCACGGGAUGCAUUGCCAUCUGUCAGUUGCCUCUCAUCUUCCUGCUGGCGGGAAGACAGAAUAUCAUCGGCUUCCUAGCCGGCAUGAGCUACGCCAGUCUGAAUUGGUAUCAUCGCUGGGCGGCGCGGACUCUGUGGCUCACCUCGACCAUUCACAUGUGCUUUUGGUUCCGCGACUGGGGGCGCUAUGACUACAUCGCCUACGAGCUGGUCAAUGAUGAUCUCACUAAACGAGGAUUUGCCGCGUGGUGCCUGCUGACUUGUAUUCUGAUUACCUCGGUCCGUCCAAUCCGGGGACUGAGCUACGAAGUCUUUGUCCUGCAGCACCUGGUGACUUUCAUCGGCUUCAUUGUUGCCGUCUGGAUGCAUGUCCCCAACGAAGUGAGGGUGUACCUCUGGAUCCCCAUUGGAUUGCUGGUCUUUGACCGUCUAGCGCGGUAUAUUGGGGGCGCAUAUCUCAAUCUGGCUCUCUUUCAUCGGCAAACAGAUGGCAAGACCGGGCAACGUCUGUGGACACAUUCGGCAACGUUCGCUCCGAUGCCGGGGAACGUUACGCGUGUGACCAUCCCGAACCCCGGGAUGCAUUGGCAACCGGGUCAGCAUGUAUUCCUGACCUGUCAUUCUCUCGCUCCGUUCCAAUGCCACCCUUUCACCAUUGCCUCGCUCCCCGAAGAUCAAAGACUGGACUUUUACAUUCGCGCCAAGACGGGGGCUACCCGGCGCCUGUUUCGAUUCGCUUCAAAGAAUGACGAUAAUCUUGGACCUCCUACCGCGGCCGCAGUCUCGCAAGAUCAAACCGUCUUCAUCGAGGGACCCUAUGGUGCCGUGCGACCUCUGCGUCAAUUUGACAGUGUGGUGUUGUUGGCUGGUGGCACGGGUGCAACCUUUACGGUGCCUCUGCUGCGAGACUUGGUGUCGGGAUGGAACAAGGACAGUAGGGGAGAAACGUCUCGGGUCUCCCGCAGCGUCAAGCGCCUGGCAGCGACCAAGCGGAUCCGAUUUGUUUGGGUGAUCAAAUCACGAGCCCAACUUGGCCUCUUUGAAUCUCAACUACAAGCAGCGCUGGCCGACGUGGCUGAAUGCCAACUCAGACAACCAGACGGUGGGAGAGAGGUUGAGAUUAGCAUCUAUAUUACCUGUGAUGAAAGGUUGGAGGUUCCGCAUCCAGUAUCGACCAAUGCCCCGCCCGCCUCGUCGACUGUCGUCACUGAGGAAGCGCCCAACCUGUCUGAGACGAAUGGCUUUGAUGAAAAGGACAACAUUUCCGUACGCUCGCUUUCCGCAGGAUCCCUCUCUUCGUCGGCGGCCCCAGCUAUGGCCGGUCGGGGCUGUUUACCCGGUGGGGGAUGCUGCUGCACGACGCAGAUCAUGGAUGAGGAUCAAAUUGACACCUGUACAUGCAAGUGUUCCGGCCCUGUGCCGGUCCCCGCCGCGAACUCGGGUGUCGGCGGGGCCAAUGAACAGACGAUGAAGUCUUCUGAACCACCGACUCCGCUGCCCAUUGCCUUACCCAUCUUCGCCGGCCGUCCUCAUCCACGAACAAUCAUCCGGAAAGUCCUUGAAAAGGCCGAAGGCGAAAGCGCCGUGGUAGUUUGCGGGCCCCAGGGUCUCAGUGACGAUGUACGUCGGAGCGUGGUAUCUCUCAGUGACGAACGAGCGGUCCACAAGGGGACGGGAGCGCAGGGGAUAUACUUGCACAUCGAGAGCUUUGGGUAUUGA
Messenger RNA from Penicillium diatomitis, 2127 nucleotides. Its product is annotated as ferric reductase family protein. NCBI's taxonomy places the organism in Eukaryota, Fungi, Ascomycota, Eurotiomycetes, Eurotiales, Aspergillaceae. The coding region runs from base 1 to 2127 and encodes 708 amino acids. The record is from RefSeq and is a predicted model, not a curated record. Gene Ontology annotation, biological process: iron ion transport; copper ion import; intracellular iron ion homeostasis. Gene Ontology annotation, cellular component: plasma membrane. The transcript has 2 exons. Gene Ontology annotation, molecular function: ferric-chelate reductase activity.